Molecule: messenger RNA, 1259 nt
Organism: Larimichthys crocea (large yellow croaker)
Lineage: Eukaryota; Metazoa; Chordata; Actinopteri; Sciaenidae
Product: zinc transporter 2-like
Exons: 8
Coding region: 61-1167 (368 amino acids)
Biological process (GO): response to zinc ion; zinc ion transmembrane transport
Cellular component (GO): plasma membrane
Molecular function (GO): zinc ion transmembrane transporter activity
Source: RefSeq, a predicted model, not a curated record
CAGGUGGCGAGUUUCACUGACACUAGUUAAAGUUAAAGGAAGGUGUAGUCGCCUGUGGAUAUGCUUUCAGAGAAACAACAUCUGAUCGAGGCUCAUUUGGAGCCUCUAAGAUGGACAAACGCUCCGGAUGAAAAAUACUCAGACUCUUCAUCAGAGCUGAGCGACGAUGCCUCCAGCGUGGACGGCCUGUGGCAGCCUGAGCGGCUCUGUCAGGAGACGGACGCGACGUCUGGGGCCGAGACCGACGCCAGACGUCUGGCCAGGAGGAAACUUUACAUCGCCUGCGCCGUCAGCAUCGUCUUCAUGACUGGGGAGGUGAUUGGUGGAUACGCCGCUCACAGUCUGGCCAUCAUGACAGACGCGGCUCAUCUCCUGACCGACUUUGGCAGCAUCGUGAUCAGCAUCUUCUCUCUGUGGAUCUCGCCCAGGCCUCAGACGCACAACAUGACCUUUGGGUGGCAUCGAGCAGAGAUUUUGGGCAUGUUGCUGUCCGUUCUGUCUAUCUGGGCCGUGACAGCAGCGUUGGUCAUAUCAGCCGUACAGAGGAUCACCGAUGGAGACUACGACAUCGACAGUCAGAUCAUGCUCGUCACCUCAGGUUGUGCUGUGGCGGUCAACAUCCUGAUGGUCUUCAUCCUCCAUCAGUCCGGUGCCUCACACGGCCACGGUCACAGCUUUCCCAGCGGUCAGCUGCAUCAGGAACAUGACCACCACCGUCAUGGUCACCAUCACGGCAACGCCAGUGUGAAGGCGGCUUUCAUCCACGUGGUGGGAGAUCUGGUGCAAAGUGUCGGAGUCCUGCUGGCUGCCACCAUCAUCCACUUCUGGCCUGAAUAUAAAGCAGCCGAUCCGAUUUGCACGUUCCUGUUCUCCGUUCUUGUUCUUGGAACAACACUCCCGGUUACAAAGGAUGUUUUCAGAAUACUGAUGGAGGGCGCUCCUCAGCACGUUCGCUUCGGCGCCGUCAGAGAUCUGCUGCUGUCUGUGAGAGGAGUUACGGCUGUUCACAGUUUGCACAUGUGGAGCCUCAACAUGACUCACUCUUUACUUUCUGUCCACGUGGCCGCAGAAAGAGAAGCUGAUGCACAGAUCGUCCUCACGAAGGCGACAAACCUCCUGCGCUCUGAGUUUGGUUUCUCUGGCGUCACCAUCCAAGUGGAGCGUUAAGAAGACGACGGCGACGACGACAGCGGGGCUGCUUCUGCUUCACGGCCUCCUUUAAAUCUCACUGUUUACAUCGAGUGUUGUGCACGCGUCCG